CCGGGCCGGCGACGGCGGACGGCGAAUGGCGGCGGCUCCGACGCGGAAGAAGCCGGGAGCGGCUGCCGCUCCUUGCGCCACGCUCUGAGCCCGGUGCCGGCCGGGAUGGCGGGCGGUGGAGCCCCGCGGGGGACGCGACGCUGAGCGGCGGCUCGGCCGUGUUCUGAUCUGCUUUCCCAAGUGAGUGUGGUGUGGCUGGGGCCAACAUUUAACAAUGAGCGGUGCAGCGUUGGGCCUCGAGAUAGUGUUUGUCUUUUUCCUGGCCUUAUUCCUACUUCACCGGUAUGGAGACUUCAAGAAACAGCAUAGGCUGGUGAUCAUAGCAACAUUAUUGGCUUGGUAUCUCUGCUUCCUGAUUGUAUUCAUACUGCCUCUGGAUGUCAGUACGACUAUUUAUAAUCGAUGCAAACUUGCGGUUAACUCCAGUCCUGCAGAAAGUAAUGGCUCUUAUGUUACUCUUGCUCCAAGCAAGCAAAAAUGUUUCAAACCCUGGAGUUAUAUUCCUGAUGGAAUUAUGCCAAUUUUCUGGCGUGUUGUGUAUUGGACAUCUCAGUUUUUAACUUGGAUUCUGCUACCUUUUAUGCAGUCAUAUGCUAGAUCAGGAGGGUUCUCCAUCACUGGAAAGAUUAAAACUGCUUUGAUUGAGAAUGCCAUCUAUUACGGCACUUACUUGCUGAUUUUUGGAGCAUUUCUAAUAUAUGUGGCUGUAAACCCAAACUUCAAUUUACAAUGGAGCCAGCUUCAGACUAUUGGAAUAGCUGCUGCAAACACAUGGGGUCUGUUCCUUCUUGUGUUGCUUUUGGGUUAUGGCUUGGUGGAAAUCCCUCGUUCUCACUGGAAUGGGGCCAAGAGGGGUUAUCUACUCAUGAAGACUUACUUCAAAGCUGCCAAACUCAUGACUGAGAAAGCAGAUGCGGAGGAGAAUUUAGAGGAUAUUAUGGAGGAAGUCCGUAAAGUAAGUGAGAGUAUCAAAUAUAACCACCCCUUGAGGAAAUGUGUUGAUACUAUACUGAAAAAGUGCCCUACUGAGUACCAGGAAAGAAUGGGGAGGAACAUGGAUGAUUAUGAAGAUUUUAAUGAAAGACAGAACACUUAUCCCAGUGAAAAAAGUUUGGCUAAACUUCACAAGCAGGUAAUCUAUUCAGUACAGAGACAUCGUCGUACACAGGUCCAGUGGCAAAUUCUUUUAGAGCAAGCGUUUUACCUGGAAGAUGUGGCAAAAAAUGAAAGCAGUGCAACUCGACAGUUUGUUCAUACCUUUCAUUCCCAGGAACCAGAAAAUAAAAUUAUUCAGUAUUUCUACACACCAACGGUUGAGUGGUACUGGGAGUGUCUUCUCCGACCAUGGUUUUACAGAGUGCUUGCAGUUGUGCUGGCCACAUUCUCUGUAAUUGUUGUAUGGUCAGAGUGCACAUUCUUCAGCACAAAACCAGUUUUGUCGCUAUUUGCGGUUUUCAUACAGCUGGCAGAAAAGACAUAUAAUUAUAUAUACAUAGAGAUGGCCUGUUUUCUUACCAUCUUUUUCUUAAGUAUCUGUGUUUACUCUACUGUCUUCAGGAUCCGUGUAUUUAACUAUUACUACUUAGCUUCACAUCAUCAGACAGAUGCAUACAGUCUCCUUUUCAGUGGCAUGUUAUUUUGCCGCCUUACUCCACCAUUGUGCUUGAACUUUCUGGGCUUGACCCAUAUGGAUGCAACAAUCUCUCACAAAAACACUCAGCCAACUGCUUAUACAUCUAUAAUGGGUUCCAUGAGAGUGCUGUCCUUCAUUGCAGAUGGGUUCUAUAUAUACUACCCAAUGCUUGUGGUCAUUCUCUGUAUUGCUACGUACUUCAGUUUAGGAACUCGUUGUUUGAAUCUUUUGGGAUUCCAGCAGUUCAUGGGUGAUAGCGAAAUGACAUCUGAUUUGAUUGAUGAAGGAAAAGAGCUAAUCAGAAGAGAGAAAAGAAAACGACAGAGGCAGGAAGAAGGUGAAAACAGAAGAAGGGAAUGGAAGGAGCGGUAUGGAAAUAGAGAUGAUUCCACCAGAAGCAGAGCUGUCCACACAGACCAGAAAGAAUCCAGCUUCUCAGAGACCAAUGCCAAUAGACCACUAUCAAAGUAUACCCGUUCAAAUGGUAGGACUGAAAGAGAUAGAAUAGAACUCCUCCAGGAUGCAGAACCUUUGGAUUUUAAUGCAGACUCUGUUAGUGAUGACCCCCUUGAAUCGGACUCAGGAAGGUACCAGCCUGGUGGAAGAUACCUGUCAAUGUCUCGAAGCAAAAUAUUUGAUGAUGUCUAAGCUCAUGAAAGCUAAAGCAAAUUCAGUGGAAAUCUAGCUCCUACUCAAUGCUUGGAAAAUACUGUAUCACUGAACCAUCAAAGACUCUUAAAAAAAAAAAACAAAAACAUGAAGGAACAACUCUUUUUGAAAUGCACGUAUAUGAUAACUUCACCACUAGUGAUAGGAAUAUGCUUCUGCUGUUGUAGAUACUCUUGUGCAUCAGUGUGGGCUUUUGUGUCAUGAUCAAAAGGAGAAAACUAUUUAAAGUUAAUAGAUGGUAAACUCACAAAUAUACCUGGGGCUCAAAUUGAACUGUAACAGUCUAUGCUUGGGGAAGAGAUUUUCUGGAAUUUUUUUAUUUUGUAUUUUAACCAAUGCUGUGAGAGCAUAUUGAUGCAUCCAAAGUGCGGUUAUACCAACUAUGCUUUUGCUGAGAAGGGUUGGACUGUAAAGUCAUAGUCACAGAAUGGUUUGGGUUGGAAGGAACCUUAAAGAUCAUCUAAUUUCAAGCCCCUCUGCCAUGGGCAGGGACACCUUCUAGUGUUGCUCAGCCCUCCAUCCAGCCUGGCCUUGAACACUCCCAGGGGUGAGGCAUCCACAAGUUCUGGGUGGCAACCUGUGCCAGUGCAUCAUCACACAUACAGUAAAGAAUCUCUUUACAUAUCUAAUCUCAAUCUGUCUUCUUCCAAUUUUCAGCCAUUUCCCCUAGUCCUAUCACUACACCUCUUGAUAUUGAGUCCCUCUCUAGCUUCCCUUUAGGCACCUUUAGACACUGGAAGGUUUUUCCUGUGGCGUCUCCAUACAAUCUUCUCUUCACCCGGCUGGAAAGCCCCAAGUUUUUCAGCGGGUCUUCAUUGAGGGAGGUGCUCCAGUCCUCUCACCAACCUGGUGGCCUCCUCUGGGUUGGUCCCUGUCCCUCCCAUGCUGGGAGCCCAGCUCUGGAUGCAGUGCUCCAGGUGGGUCUCAGCAGAGCAGAGCAGAGGGGCAGAAUCCCCUCCCUGCCCUGCUGCCCACGGGGCUCUGGAUGCAGCCCAGGACACGUUUGUCUCUCUGGGCUGGGAGUGCCAUGGCAGGGCAUGUGCAGCCUCUCACCCACAGCACCCCCCAAGUCCUUCUGGGCAGGGCUGCUCUGGGGCUGCUCAUGCCCAGCCUGUAAGCUGUGCCAGGAUUGCAAUGACCCAGGUAUAAGACCUUGCCCUUGCUUUGCACAGACCCACCUCUCAAGACUGUCCAGGUCCUUCUGGAUGGCUUCCCUUCCCUCCAGUAUCAACUGCACCACACAGCUUGGUGUCAACAGAAAUCCCUUGAGGUUCCUUCCAACCUGGAACUCUGUGAUUCCAUGAAAUUUUUUGGUAUAAAUUUUGGAGCAAUGUGUGUUGGUUGAAAAAGGUGGUAUUUUUUCUUUUCCAACAUUAUAUGCAGAUACAUGAUUUUAGCAUGUGUAAAUAGUUGAAAUUGAAUAUGGACCUGAGUGUCACUAUCAUAUGAGCAUAUGUGCAAUAGGAAGAAUACAUUAUUGAAGAUACAAUGUCUGCUUAAAAUCUUUACAGAUGUAAUGAUUAAAAAUCAUGGCACUCUAGUGUUUUUGUAACUGUAAAAGAAACACACUAUGAAGAUGGAGUUAAAUACUGAAACAUGAUAAUUUGCACGCACCUCAGGCACGGCUUCAAACAGUAGACUAUUUCUUUAAAAGAAGGGAAAUACAUAGCAUGGCUAGGUAAUGGUAAACACUUUUAAUAUCCUAAAUACCCUGGUUGCAUUAUAUAUCAGUUUUUAAGGUGCCUGUAUUUUGUGGUAGGUUGUUGCAAAAAUAAUAAUACUUUGCCAUUCAAAAAUGCCAAUUAUUAACAGUGUAAAAAAGCUUCACAUUAAUUUCAUUAGUGUAGGCAUAUUUUUAAACCAUAGUUAGUUGUAUGAAUUUUUAAAUAUAAUCAUUAGGUAAAAGAUGUGGUCAAAUUCAUGAUAACUUUGGUAAUUUGAAUAAUUUAAAACGUUUUGGUUUUUGCUGAAAUCUUUACCACUUGGGAGCUUUCUUAUGUGCUUUUUGCAAAAUUAUGUUGAAAACUAAAAGGAAACAUGUGUUUAUCAUACAUUUUUAUCAUGCUUAAAAACACAUCCCUUAAAGCAGCUAGGAAUGAAUUAUUCUGAAAAGUAAGUUUUUAUGAAUGACAUAUUCUAGUAAUUUUUAACAAUAGUCUGUGUUUUCUCAAGUAAUUGUUAAUGGGGAUCUAACUCUACCUCCUGUGAUAUUAGUAUAUGUGUUGUAACAGUGGUAUUUGUAAUACAUUGAUCUGCCUGUUUUGAAACACUGAAUUGUUACUAUGAAGGAGAAAAAAAUCUUUAUUUGUACAGAAAUAAUUAUAUUAAUAAAUUGGCAGACAUACAAUAAUUGUCAGUUUUGUUUUUAGGUGAAUACAGUGAAUGUCAGCCAUGCCCACAGGCAUUCAAGCUCAUGCAAUUUCCAGACUACUCAUCUGAGGUCACUUUUUAGUUUGAGUGCUUUGUGUUUGUAAGAGCUUGUUCCAAGUCUUAGGUUGAAUCUUGUCAGGGACUGGAAAUUGAGAAGAUGAGUCUCUCUUUAUUCAGAUACUUCUUUAGGAAUAAUAUGAUUGUUACUAUAGGACACGAAAGAACACAAGCACACACCACUGUUCUCAAGGUGAAGAGAAAAGGGAAGUUUAUUUUCUGACUCUUAACAUUUUUAGUUUUCUAAAAGUGGCAGUGGAUUGAGGGUGACAGUGCUACCUCUCCAAGGAUGCUAGACAAACUAACAUUCUAUCAAAUUUCUCCUCCUGUAUAAAAGAAUGCAAAACAAUGAGUUAUUUACAAAAAGUGUGAGAAAGUUCACUACAAAAAUGUUAACAUCAGAAGGCUUAGAAAAUCUUAGAAAAUCAAGGCGACAUAUGGUAGCACCUAUUUAUUUUUGAACUUCUUAGUAGUGCUAUCUUGAAUUCAUUCUUAUAUGAAAGGCAUUUAUAUGUUCUUGGGCACCCAUCCUUAUAUGAAAGGCAUAUAUAUGUUCUUAGGCACCCAUGGACAUGAAUGUUCUUAGACUCUAUAUUUGUUUUAAAAAUUUGUAUCAGCAGUUUAUUUAUAAAAAUCUUUGGCAGAAACAAAAUUAAAACUCUUUGUUUAACUCUUGAGAUGUCACUUCAAAAUUCAGGGCCAGUAGAAAAGCUAUUGGAAGGAGCUUCUGUUUUCUGAAAAUCUGUAAAAUAACUUUACCAACUCCCUGGUGACCAGACACUGAGAUUAAGUCUUCUUGGGGCCUGUUUUUCCCCCUCUCAGUGAAAUGGCUGCAAACAGAAUUUUCAGGGGAAACGUGGUCAAGAUUUUAUAUAAAACAGGUAACUAGUCCCUAGUGCAGAUUUCAUUGAAAUACAGUAAUUUGAAGAGUUGACUGUACAAAUUAAUGGCAGUGGAAUUUCAGAUUCUAACAUAGACAUUCUGAGCUGAACAUUUUUGAUGUUGCAGUGGAGUAAGGGAGAACCAGUGGCUGCUUUUUGAGCUCUGAAAAGUUUAAAGAAUUCUCUGUAUAAUGCUUGGCAAUGCCUGGUGUCACAUCCUCCUUGGAUGCUGUUCAGUUAAACACUGAGUUGAUAAGGGAAGUCAGGUUUCCUCCGUAGUGUGUGUUGCUGACCAGGAGCUAUCCAGGCUCUAAUUACAUGCAGUUUAUUGGCUAAUUUAAAGUACGUUUUGGAAACUCAUUAUGGGUUCAAAUGACUGAAUCUGGAAUACUUUCAAUAAAGAAAUAUGGUGUAUAACUACAGAAGAAUAAUAUUUGCUGUUUACUUGAGCUGGUUUCAAACAGGUUUGCUUACUGCUAGUACAAAUAAUGCAGAACUUGGCUGGAGGCUGUGUCCUAAAGGAUUUAACCCACUCCAGAGAGCUGAGGAUGCCCUGUCCCUGGAAAUGUUCAAGUCCAGGCUGGACAUGGCUCUGAGCACCCAGUUCUAGUUGAAGAUGUGCUGGCUGGUUGCAGGUGGGAAGAGGACUAGGUGACUUUUACAGAUCCCUUCCAGCCCAAACUGUUUUGGGAUUUAAUAGCGCUUCUCAGACAGAUUGUGGCAACUCUUGAUGGGUUCAUUUCUGCUACAGCUCCAGUCCUAGUAGCCUUACAGCUAAAUGAAGUUAAAACUAGCUCUGAUGUGUUUAAGCCAUGACUGUAUUCUAGAUGAAGUGUUCCUGCAUCACUUCUGAUGCUCCAGAUUAGGUGAUUUUAAAUACAAUUCCCUUGUAAAGUGUGCUUUUGGAAACGGAGUGUUAACGUAUUUUUCUGUCAGUGUAUAUACAGAGUCAUAUUUAUUUGCUGCUAAAGCAUGUCAAUUAUAUAUUUUUUUAAUUGUUUCACUUCCUGAAUUACUGAGCAGUUAGUGUAUAUUUCUUGCCAUCAUUUCUGCAGUUUUUUCUCUAUCAGUGAACACCAAAAAAAGCCCCAAAACACCAAAAAUCCCACCCAAGUUAAGUACAAAUGUUUGAAUGUCUUCCUGUCAAAGAUUUAAAUGAGUGAAAAUAAUGUGUGCAAGUCACAAUGAACUUCAGAAAGCAGUUUGAAAACAGUCCCUAAAUCAGCGUUGGAGUUCUUAAAAAGUAAGGAUAGGCAAAAAGCUGUAGUCAAACUUAUUACUCCUACUAGAUUGGUAGUUCUUUUUUUCUUAAUACAUAUUUUGAUAUAUAUAUUGGGAAAUAUGUGCCCUACUGAGCUAAGGAGGGGUACAUCUCUCAGCUGUGAAGUGAGGCAGUGUUUUUAUGAGGGAAGGUAAAAGAUAAUGUAAUUUAUAAUCUGUGCUCAUAGUGAUAUGUCAUCCUUUGGGCAAAGGAUGACAUAGCUUCUUAUUUAACUACAGUAAAGUAUAAGAAAGAGAGAAACUUUAUGCUUCUAUAAAUUACACUACUGGAAAAAUCAUAGUAUGUAAUCUGACUUUAUUUUGCAAUCAAGCACUUGUAAAGUAGUCAUUAACAGUAUUAACAGGAAUGGUGGAAAGCUGCUGUCUUUUCAAUAUUUUUUCGUGCUAUUAUAAAAUAUAACAUGAACAAUGAUUUUUACAUAGGAAGUAUUAAAAAUUAUUACUAUGAUUUUCUAUAAUUAAGGUAAUUUGUAUUUUAUUAAAUUUGUCUUGGAAUACUGUAAAUAUUAUGUGAAAAAUACUACAUUUAGUUUCAGUUUUCAUUAUUGUUUAAUUACUUGAAAUCUAAGGGGCAUUCAUAACACCAAAUAGAGAAUACUUUAUGAAGGAAAACUUUUUAUGAAGCUUCUUAAAAAAAUCUGACUGGUUCAUUACAUACAUAUAGGUGCAUCUUAAUUAUUAACAAUAACACUACUAAGGGGAUAUAUCGUGUCCUAGCUUUUUACAUUUUCUUUGAAAUUCAAAAAAUUGUUACUUUUUUCAGAGUAGCUUAGUUGUGAAUCUUGUAAACUUUCUGAAACUUUUACAUUCCUUUUCCCUAAUGGGCUCUGCAGGAACAUGUACUGCUUCAUGGCAGUUACCUAAUACUAGCUGUGCCUCUAAUUAAGUAGUCUAAUCUGAAGCUGAGACACUCCUACACCAUUUGAUUAUGUUAACAGAAAUUCAGCAUUCCUAGCAAAAAAAAUUAAAAAGGCACGUUCAACUAGAUCCCUUUUAAAUACAUUAAUUGCCGUUGUUGAUUUUAUUGCAUUGUGUCAUAUCGUAAGCUCAAUCAGGUUUAUUCCUUUUUCUUCUUAGAAUGCAUUGGAAUGAAGUCCUUAGCAUGCUUUUGUGUGCAUGUGUGUGUUUUAGUAUGCAGCUUCAGUUAUUUCCUCAGGAUACUGUUGUUAUAUUUGACAUAUUCCUGUGAACUAGAAGUUUCAGAGUGAUACUUUAGCUGCCACUGUGGAAAUUAAUUAUUUUCAAUAGAAAUACAUUGUGUUUCUGUAGAGGUAUCUGGAAGAUAAAGGAAUUCAUUUGUAAGUAUAGGUUUAGUAAUAGACUUCCAUUCUCCAGUGUAUAUCAAGAUAGGCUGUAGGAGUGCUGCUUAUGGAUAGACUAUCUUCUUUUGCCUUAUGAUACAAGUGUGUAUGCAUAAAUACCUUGUUUUGAAAUUCACAGAGUUAAACAUUUUUCUCUGUAGUGUUCUGAAUUACUGUUGUUACUGGAUUAUAUUUUUGAAAUGUGUGUUACGAUAUAUAUAAUCAAAUACUUAAAUUGGCAUGAAUAAAUAAUUUCUGCAAUACA
Serinus canaria (Common canary) is the source of this 8457-nucleotide messenger RNA. It is a transcript of the gene LMBRD2, whose product is annotated as LMBR1 domain containing 2. Lineage: Eukaryota; Metazoa; Chordata; Aves; Passeriformes; Fringillidae. Bases 215 to 2281 code for a protein of 688 amino acids. The record is from RefSeq and is a predicted model, not a curated record. Gene Ontology annotation, biological process: adrenergic receptor signaling pathway. Gene Ontology annotation, cellular component: membrane. The transcript has 18 exons.